UUUUGGGUUCUGGGAAACAUGGCGGCGUCCGAGCAGACGACAGAUGCAAACGUGAACAUCCCGGAGUACGAAUAUCCCGAUGUUAAUACAAAACCAUUUCAUAUAGGCUCUUUUAAAAAGGAGUGGCUGAGCAGACUGAAGCCAAGCGACUACUCGUAUGAGGAGGCGGAUGAGGACGCAUUUCUUGCUAACUUUGCCGAAGAGAUGGGGGUCGGUGCGGAAACCAUGGCUGAACUUAAGACUGUGUGCAGUGUUGAUUCGCUUCGAUGUCAUCCUGAAGAUCAGCAGCCUGACACAGAAGUUGUACCUCCAGAUCCCACAUUAAGAACACUAGUGCAAAGAAAGAAGAGGCAAGACCACAGAGCUUCUCUUAAAAAGAUGAAAAAGAACAGACAUGACCUCUAUGCAGAUGAACUGGAGCGCCUAACCAUUGGCAGGAAACCAGAAACGGUGACUGACAUGGUUCCCGAAGGAGAGAUCAUUCUAACCAUCAAUGUCUACUACCCAGCUGUGUUCGACAAAUUUAACUACAUCAGACCCCACAUGACUCUCCUGAUGACGGGUUCCCACAGCUUGGCAGAGCUCAGGGAUGCUGUUUGCUGCGUCAGUGACUUGCAAGUGUGUGGAGAGUUCAGCAACACGCCUGACGUAGCUCCAGAAUUCAUCAGCAAGGAUCAUUACAAGUCAGCUUUCUUCUUCUUUGAAGGAGUUUUCUACAAUGACAUGCGGUUUCCCGAGUGCCAGGACAUCAGCUCGACUACAAUUGAAUGGGCUAAGUCCCAUAACUUCCCAUCCUACAGCCAGGCCAAGAUGGAGGAUACACUUUUGGAGGAUCUGAAAGUCAAAGUGGGAUUCCCGUAUCUCUACUGUCACCAGGGCGACUGCGAACAUCUGGUCAUCAUCACAGAUGUUAGACUGGCCCACAAGAACGACUGUCUAGACAAGAAUCUGUACCCACUGCUCACGCACAAGCACAGAGUCCUCACCCAGAAGUGUGCUGUCUGCCAUGUUUUCAUCGGAAGAUGGUAUACCACCAACGACCAGUUUGCUCCGAGUGACCCAUGUCUCUUCUGUGACAAAUGCUUUCGUAUGAUGCACUACGACGCUCAAGGCAAUAAACUGGGAGAAUUCUUGGCCUAUCCCUAUGUGGACCGGGGUGCCUUUAAUUAAUGGUUCUCAUGACUUAUUGCUGUAUAAUACAGUUACAUGGUUUAUAUUUCAGAAGGAAAUGGUCUGAUACUUGCAACGUCAUCAAAACUGUUGUUUCUUUUUUUUUUUUAGGGUUUGAUUUUCCUCUUUGAGCUAAACAGUAACAUUUACUGAUAAACAGUUCAGUUGACAGCAGCACGGUCAGUUUAAUGUUUAGCAUACUUGUGUGUGGGUUUGUCUUUUUUUGUGUGUGUGUAAAGUUAUUGAUUUUUAAAUGCACAAAACAGCUUUUUGAUUGAUUGAAUUCAUUAAAAGUAACCGAGUUGUUAUGUUUGAUUGGUGGACAUUUAUACAGCUUGUUUAACUCAUUUUGAUGUACUUCAAAUCAAUGAGGGUGACACGGAACAGAAACUCGACCUUAGUGAGAUGACAAUUUUAAAAGGCUGUCUAUUUGUCACCUUUAUACUGUACUGUGCAAAAGUCUUGAGCCGCCCCCCUUUUCUUUCUCAUUUCCAUUUGGUAUUUUGUUUCCAGUUAGUCAAACUUUUUUUUAUUUUUCAAGUGGUCUUGAGCAAAGCUUUGUCCAGGCUUUGUGAAAGUGAUUCAGUGUUCUCUGGGCUAGUCGUUGUACAGACUAGACCCCCGCCCCCACCUGAGUAGUCUGCAUGAAGGAUUUGCACCUUUUCACAAUGGUUUUUUUUUUUUGCGUAAGUCCUAGUAAAUCAUUUUUGAGUAUGUG
Molecule: messenger RNA, 1888 nt
Organism: Maylandia zebra (zebra mbuna)
Lineage: Eukaryota; Metazoa; Chordata; Actinopteri; Cichliformes; Cichlidae
Gene: snapc3
Product: small nuclear RNA activating complex, polypeptide 3
Biological process (GO): snRNA transcription by RNA polymerase II; snRNA transcription by RNA polymerase III
Cellular component (GO): snRNA-activating protein complex
Molecular function (GO): RNA polymerase III type 3 promoter sequence-specific DNA binding; core promoter sequence-specific DNA binding; bent DNA binding
Source: RefSeq, a predicted model, not a curated record